Messenger RNA from Solenopsis invicta (red fire ant), 2909 nucleotides. It is a transcript of the gene Graf, whose product is annotated as rho GTPase-activating protein 26. NCBI's taxonomy places the organism in Eukaryota, Metazoa, Arthropoda, Insecta, Hymenoptera, Formicidae. Gene Ontology annotation, cellular component: cytoplasm. The coding region runs from base 384 to 2894 and encodes 836 amino acids. Gene Ontology annotation, biological process: signal transduction. The transcript has 20 exons. The record is from RefSeq and is a predicted model, not a curated record. Gene Ontology annotation, molecular function: GTPase activator activity; protein binding.
UCAAUGUAUCUCUAUGAUAAAUAUGUUUAAUUUUCUUAAACUUUUUCUUUUUUUCUUUUUUUUCUAAUUUUAGAGAAAUACGCUUCCCAUUUCGUGUCUCUCACUAUCAUUGAAUUACGUUAGAGCGAGAUAGAGCGAGAUGAAAUGUGUGCAUGUGUAUACGUGUACAUAUACAGCCUGCGUUAAACUGUAAAGUGUUUGGACACAUUGGAUCUCAAUGAUGGCGAAUCUGCGUGAAUCUGCGCGAAUAAGCUCGCGGUAAUGAUAGUGAUCGUGCGCCUUAUCACGCGGUGAUCGCGAAUGACAGCGAGCUCACGAGCGAAUUCUGAAGCCACUACCCCGUCUCUUAUUCAUGACCUUUGAAUUUUCGUAAACAAACAAGAAUGGGUGUUGGCCUGAAACCGCUGGAGUUUACGGAUUGUUUAACCGACAGUCCGUACUUCCGUGAAAAUCUUCAUUAUCACGAGCGUGAAUUAGAGAAGACUAGUCAGCAGAUCAAACGACUCGUUAAGGAAGUGAAAGAUUUAUUGCAAGCUGCUAAGAAUUUGUCUAGAGCACAAAGAGCCUUUUCCAAAACAUUACAAAACUUUAGUUUUGAAUGCAUUGGUGAGAGCCAGACUGAGGACGAGAUUCAUAUAUCUCAAAGUCUAAAAGAAUUUGGCAAACUUAUUGCAUCUAUAGAAGAUGAAAGGGAUCGCAUGUUGGAACGAGCAUAUGAUCAAAUUAUAUUACCCUUGGAAAAUUUUCGCAAAAUACAUAUUGGUGGAGUUAAGGAUGGUAAAAAGAAAUUUGAGAAACAGACGAUUAAAUUUUGUCAGAGUCAAGAGCGUUACUUGAAUUUAUCCACAAAAAAGCAGGAUAAUGUUUUACAAGAGGCUGAUGCAACAUUGGAGAUGGCUGAAAGACACUUCUCUCAAGCUAGCUUAGAAUAUGUAUUUUUACUACAAGAGGUUCAAGAACGAAAAAAGUUUGAAUUUGUUGAAACGUUACUGGGAUUUAUGUUUGGAUGGCUGACAUUCUAUCAUCAAGGUCACGAAGUUGCAAAAGAUUUUAAACCUUAUAUGACAGAGCUGCAAUUAAAAAUUCAAAAGACUAGAGAGAAUUUCCUUGCUACCCGGGAUAAAACCGAAUCACUUAUGAAUAAAAUGAAGGACAUGAAAGAGUCUGCGGUAGAAACUGGUCUCAACAAAUUGCACUCGCGUGAGGGAUAUCUAUUUCUAAUGGAGAAAAAAGCAUUUGGUACAACAUGGACAAAACAAUAUUGUACAUAUCAGAAGGAUAGGAAAGAAUUCACUAUGAUUCCUUACAAUCAACUUACAGGAAAAUUUAGUAGCAAGGAAACUUUUACACUAGCGUCUUGCAUACGACGAACGUCGGAUACUAUUGAAAAAAGAUUUUGCUUUGAUAUCACUGCCAUUGAUAAACCUAAUGUAACAUAUACAUUCCAAGCGCUUUCCGAAGAGGAUAGGAAGUUAUGGAUGGAUGCUAUGGAUGGAAAGGAACCUACGUGUCCACGAUUAGGGUCUUCUGCAAGACCUGAAGAUAUGACGCUGGCUGAAACCGGUUUCACGUUUGUAUCGAAAUGUAUUGCGGCACUCGAAGAUAGAGGAUUAGAAGAGCAAGGUCUGUACAGAGUAGUCGGAGUUGCCUCUAAAGUAAACAAACUUCUAACAAUGGGUCUUGAUAAGAGGAAAAUAGACAAGCUCAACUUAAGCGAUCGUUUUGAAUGGGAGAGUAAAACUAUUACCAGCGCCCUCAAAACUUACUUGAGAACAUUGUCCGAGCCGUUAAUGACUUUUCGAUAUUACAACAGCUUCAUUACAUCUGCGAAACAGGAAAUGAAGGAAGCUCGGAUAAAUGAUAUACACAGCCUUGUUUAUCGAUUGCCUAAAGCCAAUUUCAAUAUGCUGAUUCUACUCAUUACUCAUCUUUGCACCGUAGCAAAAAAAAGUGAUAAAAAUCUGAUGACUGUGGGAAAUUUGGCAGUGUGUUUCGGCCCAACUUUAUUACGACCAGAAGAAGAAACAGUAGCAUCUAUAAUGGACAUAAAAUUUUACAAUAUUGUUGUGGAAAUAUUAAUUGAGAAUUGUGAAAGGAUAGUAGCUGGACCAUACCAAGAUUCUUUGCAACGUGCGGUAGCGGCGCAAUCUAUACUGCAAACCACUGUUAUACCAAGUAAAUCUCAAUGUGUUGAAGUGGAAGAAGGUCCAACUUCCUCGGGCAAUGGAACAGCAUUUUUAAGAUACCCAUUACACACGGCAGUGACAGUUACACCCGCAUCGUCGCAUGCUCAGCUCGUCACAAGAUCUUACUAUGAUGGCCAACCUUUGACUGUUGUUAAUAAAUCACCCUCUGUCGAUGAGAGAAAUAACGGGGAUUACGAAGAUCUCGACAGCAUGAGUCAUCGAAUACCGUCGUAUUUGGAUGCCCGCGGCGGUAACACUAGCGGCAGUGGCAAUCGCAUAAAAUUGACCGCAAAUCUUAUGUAUCAUUCAGCCGACAAAGUUCUAAGUGGUGGCAAUACGAGUAGUUCAAGCGAGUCGAUCGCCUCGGAUCCACAUCCUUUUACGGGCGAAUUACCGCUAAAACAAAAACGUGGCACUAUGAUAUCUGUGCACUAUCCUACAGCUUAUCCUCAGCGUAGCAAUUCGUCAUCGAUAUGUCCCAUCAAUACUUCACCCAGUAGUGGACGUUCGAGUCCUGGUCAAAUUCCAGGAAUUUGGAGAGUACGAACUUUAUACGCGUGCUUGGCGGAAAACGAUGGCGAAUUAUCAUUUGAACCAAAUCAAAUUAUCACAAACGUUAAGGCCUCUGUGGAGCCAGGUUGGCUGGAAGGUACAUUAAACGGUAAAACGGGUUUAGUGCCGAAGAAUUAUGUGGAGCAGCUGCCCUAAGUACUGUGAGAAAAA